CGAUCCGUUAGAAACAGGAUGCCGUUUCACCGGUUUUGUUUAUUAGUUUGUAUCGUUUCAAAUGAUUGUUUGUCUACGCCACCCACAAAAUCACCGUUUUCACAGCAUAUUCCCAUCACAAGUAUCACCCCGCCCUCCUUCGUGGAAGAGCAGUCAACAUCCCCCAAGGAGGACGAGAGAGAGGAUACGGUGAGUUUCUUUCUAGAUGCAUCUCCAUUAUCACCUCCUCAACUCAAACGACAACGAGAGCCCUCUUCCUCUUUGACUCCAUUUGAAAAACACAAAGCCAAAUUGAUAAAAGACGAUUCUAUCUAUGUGGAAGACAUAGCAGGUGUUGUUGGCAAUGAGGAGGAGGAUAUGUAUUCAGUGAGUAGUAGUGAGGAUAUCAGUCUUUUGACUGCGUUAAGUCACUGGGGUGAGAGCGACAACACUCAAUUUGCAGCCAUGACGACGACGGGUGCCUCGUCUGUUUUUUCUGAAAAGCUCGAUGAGGAGACCAUGAUGAUGGAUUAUGCAGAAUUAUCACGGCUGUCUUUGUUGGACAUUUACGAUUCCGACACGACGAGUAGUAGUGAUCUAGAACAAGAAGAUAUCUUUUCCGAUGUCGAGCUCGGUUGGGAAGGGUUGGACGAUAUACCGGAACCAUUAAAGCAUAGUUAUCGUGGUCUUUUAGAGACAGAAAAGAAGCGUUUCAAGCAUCAACAAAGUCGAUGGACAUGGCGACAACAGCGAGAACGAAAGCGUCAAAAGAAAGAAGAAAAGGAGGAAGAAAAGAACAGUGAUAUACCCAAAAACAGUAAUCUUCUAGAACAUAUUUUAAAUGAUUUCAUGUAUAAAGACAAUGUGGAAACUUUGUGCCUUACGAAUUUAACACAUUACGGCCGUAGCAUCAUUGUUCCUAAAAUUGCAGACUUAUUUCAACUGGAGGCUUCGGAGAGGAGCGAUCCGGAUCAUGGCAACCACCGUAGAAAUAUUCAAUUAUCAAAAACUGUCCAUAGCUGUAUACCCAUUGCCUGUAAGAAAUAUCUGGCAUUUGCAAAAGAGCAACAAGAAAAAGAACAAAACAAGCGAAAAAGAAGAAACAAAGACACACGACGCUCUCCUGUCAAAAAACGGACGGACAAAGGAAAGGAGAAAGAACUGCAUGGUCAAGUAGUGGCUUCCACAUCAGCCCCCAUUUCCUCGCAGAAUAUUGGUCAUCGUAUGCUGUCGGCCAUGGGUUGGAAGGAAGGCAGCUCUUUAGGUAGUAAGGAAGAUGGUAUCACUGAACCUAUCCAGGCAGUGAUCAGAGCAAAACGUAGAGGUUUAGGUGCAUGAUUGUUAUUUUUUUAGAAAAAAAAAAAAUGUAUUCAAUUAUGGUAACAAACAUUGGUGGGAGAAAAAAAAAAAAUUUUUUUUGCCAACCCCUCUUUCGAGCUUGACGGACGGACCGGACUGUAUCAUGGAUUACAAAAAGGCAAUUUUUUUUUUUUUUUGUUU
Mycotypha africana is the source of this 1479-nucleotide messenger RNA. RefSeq lists its product as uncharacterized. The transcript is spliced from 5 exons. The record is from RefSeq and is a predicted model, not a curated record. Bases 19 to 1317 code for a protein of 432 amino acids. Gene Ontology annotation, molecular function: nucleic acid binding. NCBI's taxonomy places the organism in Eukaryota, Fungi, Mucoromycota, Mucoromycetes, Mucorales, Mycotyphaceae.